CCUUCCCGCUUCCCGACACCUCUCCUCGCGGUACGCGUCGCAUCGUCGCACCGCAAUACUGUCGCUCUCUACCCUAUCUCUCCCGCUCUAGUUCGCGCGUGCGCGCCUUGGAUCCGUGACCACUCUCCGGAAUGUCUGCCCUCGUUUGGACGUGGGCCAUCGUCGCGGUGGCGCUCGUCUGGGUCGGCCUGCAGCAGAAGUCCAAGAGACUCGCUCUCCCGCCAGGCCCGAAGCGCCUCCCUCUUAUCGGGAACCUGCGCGACCUCACCCUCACCGGUCUCUGGCUCGAGGCCCGCAAAUGGGCCCAACAACAUGGCGAGCUGGUCUACCUGAACGUGUUCGGGCAGGGCCUGCUGUUUGUAAAUAGCUACGAGGCCGCGGUCGACCUCCUCGAGAAGCGCGGCGCCAUCUACUCGGACAAGCCCAAGAUGGUCAUGGCAGGCGAACUGUGCGGGUGCGAGAACAUGAUUGGCCUUACACCCUAUGGCGAGCGCCUCCGCCGCCAGCGCAAACUCAUGCUGCAGGCGCUCGGCGCGAACAGGGUCCACGAGUACCACCCCCUCCUCGAGAUCCAGACCCACAACCUCCUCCAGGGCAUCCUCAACGCGCCCGAUGACUCCCAGAACAUCAUCCGCCGAUACACCGGCGGCCUCACCCUCCUCAUCGUCUACGGCUACCGCGUGCUCUCGAACACCGACCGCAUCCUGGACAUGGCUGGCGAGAGCCUCGAGCUGCUCUCGAACCGCAUUGCCGCUGCCGGCGUCGUCUGGCUCGUCGAUCUGUUCCCACCACUCAAGCAUAUCCCCACUUGGUUCCCCGGCGCCGGUUUCAAGCGUAACGCUGCGCUCUGGAAGGGCAAGAUGGAAGCGUUCGUCAACGUGCCGUACGAGUACACCAAGGACCAGAUGAGGCAAGGCACUGCCGUACCCUGCUACGUCUCGAUGCUUCUCGACGACGCUUCUCUCGAGAACAAGGAGCAAACUGUUGACAACCAGCGCGAUUUCGACAUCAGGUGGACUGCGAACUCUCUAUACGCGGCCAGCUUCGACACCACCAUUUCCGCUGUCUCCCACUUCUUCCUAGCAAUGAUCCAGCACCCCGAAAUCUUGCAGAAGGCCCAGAAGGAGCUCGACUCUGUCGUCGGAAACAGCCGUCUGCCCACCUUCAGCGAUCGCGCGAACCUGCCGUACGUUAACGCUGUCGUGAACGAGACCCUCCGCCUGUCCUCGCCCGUCCCUCUCGGUCUCCCGCGCCGCAUCACGGAGGACAACGUGUACAAGAACAUGUACAUCCCCAAGGGCACACUCGUCUUCGGCAACAACUACAACAUGACCCGCGACGAGGCCGUCUUCCCCAACCCUGAGGAAUUCAACCCGGAACGCUACCUCGAGGAGGACCUGGACGAGGUGACCGCAAAGGCGCGCGACCCGCGCAACUACGUCUUCGGCUUCGGCCGGCGGCGCUGCCCGGGCCAGUGGAUGAUCGACUCGUCGCUGUGGAUCGCGAUUGCGUCGAUGCUCGCGAGCUUCGACAUCCGCAAGGCCGUCGACGAGUUCGGCAACGUCAUCGAGCCCGAGGUCGUGUACGAUAACUCCGUCUUCACGACGCUCAAACCGUUCAAGUAUGACAUCCGCCCGCGCUCCGCGCAAGCGGUCAAGGUCAUCCGGGAAGCCAAGGGCCUCUCGGACUGAUCGCGCCGUCUCCCUUCCCCCUGCCUCUUACACACCCCCACAUCCCUCACCCUCCGCGCAUUUGUACAUCACCAUCACCCCCCGACAAAUUCGCCUCACACUGAAUGGCCUACCCGGGCGGCGCAGCCCGCAGCACGAAGCUCGCGGCACGCGACCAGCCCCGGAGCCGCACCCACACUCGUUCGUUCUUUUCGCAUCCGCGCCUGGUGCCUCUCAGUACGCAAAAGCUGUCUGUCAAGGACCUCGCGCUUGCGCUCUC
This is a messenger RNA of Trametes versicolor FP-101664 SS1, 1950 nucleotides long. Its product is annotated as cytochrome P450. NCBI's taxonomy places the organism in Eukaryota, Fungi, Basidiomycota, Agaricomycetes, Polyporales, Polyporaceae. The record is from RefSeq and is a predicted model, not a curated record. Bases 132 to 1691 code for a protein of 519 amino acids. Gene Ontology annotation, molecular function: iron ion binding; monooxygenase activity; heme binding. The transcript is spliced from 11 exons.